GAUGGGAUAGGGAAAGCCGCGAUUCGAACCGUCCCACUGGUUUUCUCCUAUCCGUUAAUUUGAUUCUCGUCUCAUCCUGCGGAAUCCGAUGCCAUAUAAAAUCGGGGCGGUCUUCUCGAUUUCGGCAUCAAAACUUCCAGGUUAGCAACGGAUUAGGGAUCUGUUUGGAGGAUCGACUCCUUCUAAGGUGAAGGUGAAGAAGAAGAAGAGGAGGGAUCAUGAUACUGGUGGCGGUCGUAGCGGAGCUGCUCGAGGAGUACACGGCGCUGGUGGCGCGGGUGCUGGAGCAGUUGGUUCAAGGAGCCCCCUUUCCCCGUCGUGUCCGCUUCCACAUCCUCCGAAGCCUCCCAUUCGCCUCGCCCCCGCCGCCGCCCCCGCCGCCUGUGGCAACAGGUUGAUGCUGUCCGGAGAGUUUCAGUCGCUAGUCCCCUCAAGAUCCAGAGUUAUUUAGUCUUUUGUUAUGUUUCUUAUUGCACUAUCUGGACUUGUAUUAAUUUACCUUAUGGAUAUUGUCGAUGAGUUUUAUUUGGAUUUGUUUUGCUAUAUGCCUGCUUAGAUGGCAGAAGAGGUAAGUUCUUUGUGAUUUGUGUUUUAUGAGUGUAGUUGAAUAGGAUAUCGGUUUUGUGCUUUAUGAGUGUAGUUGAGUAUGGUUGUUUUUGAGUCUUCUUAUCACUGUUCUACUUUGUUAAUUAUUAACUACGUGGGUGAUUGCAUUA
Messenger RNA from Zingiber officinale, 716 nucleotides. RefSeq lists its product as uncharacterized. Bases 219 to 398 code for a protein of 59 amino acids. NCBI's taxonomy places the organism in Eukaryota, Viridiplantae, Streptophyta, Magnoliopsida, Zingiberales, Zingiberaceae. The record is from RefSeq and is a predicted model, not a curated record. The transcript has 2 exons.